GCUUUAAAAUGUUAUGUCUGCAAGGGUACUGAAGACGAUUGUAAGAAGAGCAAGUUGGAAAAAUACAAAGCCAACUUUUUAAAAACGUGUUUUAUCGGCAAUAAAUGCGUCAGAUCUUGGUCUAAAAGCAAAGAUGACGAUGCCUUGGUUUCGAGUGGAUGCACUUACCAAACGCUCUGUGACGCCGAAAAGUCCGCUUGUGAUAAAUUGAAGGAUACUUUGAAGGACUACCAUUGUGCGAUUGGCUGCUGUUCUGAAGACGGAUGUAACGCAAGCUCCCGUUUAGCUGCCAACAUCAUCCUGUUGGCUGUUUACUCUGUCCUGGGCUUAGCACUACUGAAGUAA
Pocillopora meandrina is the source of this 345-nucleotide messenger RNA. Lineage: Eukaryota; Metazoa; Cnidaria; Anthozoa; Scleractinia; Pocilloporidae. The record is from the annotation of a GenBank genome assembly.